CUGUAUAUCAUCGCAACGAACGUUUCGUAACUUCUACGAAUGUUAUCCGAUUCGCUCCACGUUUUAGGUAUAUAGUUUUGAUACUUGUAUCUUACAGCAGAUACGAUACUAUUAUCGGAUCUUAAGAUUGACAUGCAUAUUUCGGUUGUUUAAAGGUUUAAUAGCGGCCGUUCGAAUACUUUCGUCAGCCACUGUAUAUCGCAGCCAGCGCGAAUAAGUGCACAGCUCACGUACUGUCUGUUUUCUUUCCUUUCUUCCUUUUAAAAAACGUGGGAGCGCACUCCGUCUGGUUGUCCGUGCAAUCGACGAUUAAACCCGAUUAAGUCGCGCCUCUCGUUUGAUGCAUACGUGGAAAGAAUUUCACGGCGAAUGCGACUCUCUGUCCUCGAGUAGGCAAUGGUGCGUCAGCAAGAUGACUGAAAUUGCAGAAGGAACGAGACCACGGAUCGCUACGUUCUCCUUAUACUUCGAUAGAGAACUUUGCUAUUUCGUCUAGCCGCGAUUUUUCACUUUUUCAAUUUAUCCGCUGUUUAAGUUACGCGCGUUCGUUUGUUUUGGCCCGCCACGAUCGCCAUCACGAUCAUAUCGCCGCUGUACAGACAGGCGAGCGGCGCGUUAUCGUUGCGAUUUCAGUAUCGCGGCGAUGAUGAAUCGUUCGACAGAUUUAUAUUUCCCGUAACUCGAUAUUGAAAAUAUAAGGUCUGGCUUGGAGCGACGUAGCCUCGUUGAGAUUUUGCAGCGCCAACAAACGCGAUUCGGCACCUUCGGUUUCUCAACAGCGUAAUCGCGCACGUCUCUGUGCAUUGCAUCGUCGAGAAUGUAAUUCCGCGGAAUCGCGUAGCGUCGCUACCGCGAAAUUACAACGACGCCGCGUCGUUCGUCCGCGUUGGGCCUUAUAUUUCCAAUGAUGCAAUAAUCCACGGCCACGUGCGAUCUUGUUAUCGAAAGCGUAAAGUUGCCGAAUCACAGUGCCGCGAGAUCGCUGCUACAUCGCAUUGCUCGCCUACGUCUGGCGGUCUCUCCCCGCGCCCCACGUCCCAACGAUUUCCCUCUUUAUCUCUGUUAACGAUCCGAGAAUUAUCGAGAACCGAUCUCAGAACGGUUAUUAAUCGGCGUAGCUAUCGGCCGAUCGGGCAAUUGGUUCAUCGACGUAUCGACAAGAAGUUUCGGUGUAUAGAUGCGAUACGCGAUGGCUUGUGCGGCCACCUUUCAAAGCGGUCGAUAAAAGCCGCGCGCGCGUCACUACGAAUGGAUCGUCGAGACAUUCGAGUUACUCGAUAUUGCUGGAGAAUCGGCGAUAUUGUUGUCCGUGUAUAUAUUGACGUUACGUAACGACUGGAUACAGUAGACUGUGGGAGGUCGGGAGGAGGCGGACGAUCGCGUAUACUCGCGGUAUCAUAGGAGACGUUUCCUCGAAUACCUCCGUAAAGGCAUCCGCGGUGAUUCCGCUCUUCUUCUCUUUCCCCCAUGCAAGCUGCUUCGAGGAAGUUUGUACGGUUCGGAAUGAUUUGUAUUUUCCGAAGAACGCAAAUCACGUCGAAACAUCGUAUAUACAAAGAUACGCCGUAUAAGAUGCCUAUUCCGUGGUCGUUUCAUUUUAAAAAUCGUUUCGGACGUUCAUUACGUUCCGUUUAGGCGUCCCGUUUAUUUGUCAUCGAGAUGAUGAUGAGAUCAUCGUCGAUGAAAUGCGAAACUCCGUUCGCGAAGUCGCGUUCCGCAUCUUCAGAAACUAUACUUUCUCCUAUGGCAGCUCGAUAAGCUCGGCUGGAUCGUAGCGAUAAUACUUGACGCGCGAAUUCAGGCCUGAAAUUGAGAUCGAGAUCGCGCAGGAAACUACCAUAUAAAUUCCGUGCGAGCGUUUCUGAAUUAUUAUGUAACGAAGAGUAGUGUCGAGCGAUUCCAAUUGAGGGUCACACGCACGUAGACUAUACAUGACGAACAGAUAGAUAGGCAGAGAAAGCGAGCGAGAUCGAGGGACAGAGAAGAGGAGGAAGGAGGAUUGUGCAGAUGAAGCGAGAGAAAAAGCAGAUUCAAAAAUCGUUACGUGUAAACGAUGCCUAGCCCAGGCGGUGUCGGUGACAACGGUGUCCAAGGAGUACGCGGCAAAGGAUUGCCGCACGUGAUCUACUGCCGACUUUGGCGCUGGCCAGAUUUGCAAUCGCACCACGAACUAAGGGCAAUCGAGCAUUGCGAGUACGCGUUCACGCAAAAACGGGACGAAGUCUGCAUCAACCCGUACCACUAUCAACGAAUACAAACACCAGUUUUGCCAGCCAUUCUCGUACCACGGCAUACCUUGGCCGGGGACGAGUCCGUCCUAUACAAUACUUCCAUCGAGGAGCUCAGUGUCAGCGUGCCAGAAAACACGAGCUUCCACGCGACCUUAAAUCAUCAGCACCAUAAUCAACAAAGCAUACCGCAGUCACCGCAACAACAGCAGCAACAACAACAGCAACAACCACCGAACAAUCCGUAUCAAGGAAUGCAGAGUAUGCAGGCGACAAGUCCGGCUAGCGUUGGGAGUCUAGGAAGUGUUCAGGGUUCACCACAUCCGGCGCCUGGGUCCAUGGAUCCUCCUGCCGAUACUCCACCUCCGGGAUAUAUAAGCGAAGAUGGUGAUAACAUGGAUCACAACGACAACAUGUCCUUAUCGCGUUUGUCUCCCAGUCCUGUUGACGCACAACCAGUUAUGUAUUGCGAACCAGCAUUUUGGUGUUCGAUAAGUUACUACGAGCUGAAUACGAGAGUAGGCGAGACGUUUCAUGCGUCGCAACCGAGCAUAACGGUGGACGGAUUCACCGAUCCCAGUAACUCCGAACGUUUCUGUUUGGGUUUACUGUCCAACGUUAAUCGUAACACCGUGGUUGAACAGACGAGACGACAUAUCGGGAAAGGAGCUAGAUUAUACUACAUUGGUGGUGAGGUGUUUGCCGAAUGUUUAUCGGAUUCGAGCAUUUUUGUUCAGAGUCCUAAUUGUAAUCAACGUUAUGGUUGGCACCCUGCCACUGUUUGUAAAAUACCACCCGGUUGCAAUUUGAAGAUCUUCAAUAACCAAGAAUUUGCCGCAUUGUUAUCGCAAUCAGUUUCCCAAGGAUUCGAAGCAGUGUACCAGUUGACUCGUAUGUGCACGAUCAGAAUGAGUUUUGUAAAGGGUUGGGGAGCAGCGUAUCGUCGGCAAACCGUGACGUCGACUCCUUGUUGGAUAGAGUUGCAUUUAAACGGUCCAUUACAGUGGCUCGAUAGGGUACUCACGCAGAUGGGAUCGCCGCGUUUACCCUGUUCCUCAAUGUCAUAAGGUUGUAUGCUUUUCUCCUUGAUGGAUGCGGGAAAACAGGGACAAUUCGCAUGCUGUCAUUGUUGUUGUCGUUGUGUACAUUGGUUUUUCUUACCGCGGAUUUAUUGUUUUAUCCGAAUUCUUUCCAACCACCACCGACCACAGUGAUAAACAGUGCAAGAAAAAUAGAUACGAUCACCGUUUUUACGAAGCGUAUACGUGUAUCCUAGCUUGAAAAGUGCAUGGAAUACGAGAUCGUGUUCGAAGUGCCAGAAAAGCAUUCGUUCGGACGAAUGAAAAUAAAACUGGCGAUCGGUUAGUUAUAGAAACGCUCAAGUGCUCGAAUCGCGUUGCUUCGUCGAUGUUUCCUACGAAGAAAAGGAAAGGACGAUGUGCGGGCAAAUGAGUGAAGAUGAGACCGGUUGAAAAUAUCAUUUAUACAGUUAUCACCAGUACAGAAAACCAAUUUUUCAAUAAACUGGGACAUUACGGUUGAGAAUAACAAAUAACAAAAUAAGUAGAUACUAUUGACUCACUUACCGCAUUGAUAUGUGGAUAUAGUGCUUUACGAUCCAGGGUUACGAAUCCGAUUUUAACUGAAUUAACAGGGCGAAAACAAGCGCGACUCUGUGUGUGCAUCUGUGUAUGUACGUAUACAUAUGGGCGUACGUUUGUAUCCAUAUAUGUAGCUGCAUGUGUAUACGUGCAUCACAUUAAAAGAAAGCUCAGUCUUUACAUAUUUUUAUCGCUUGUUAAGUCAAUGCACUUCAGUCGUACAGUAUACGUCAGCCCUUACAAAAUAAUACAUAUUAUGUACGUUCACACUGUUUAUAGUCUGCUGAGAAGAAUUUCUAUAUAGAGUGGGUAAACGUGUAUACCCGUUGAAAAGUUUCUAACAGCACUGGUCUAUUUGGAGUCUUUGUCAGUGUUUUUCCUACGAAUAAAGCGUUAAAAAAGAAAUACAUCUGUAAAGUCUAUUUCUCUUACACGAUAACGAUACGGAAGGAUUACAGUGUUCAACAUGUACGUAACUAUUUACACGUUUCAUUAACGUUAUUACAUCCUUGGAUGGACCAGAAUGUUCAAAUAUUCUCAUAAUGGAUCGCAUCAGGACGGAUAGUUAUGUUUCUGCGUAUUUGGAGGUUUUGUGAAUGGUUAGUCAGUUCAGACGAAUCAUUCAGCACAUAAUGCGGACAAUGUUUUAACAGACAUUUCUGGGUCGAAAUUGAAAAUGUUGUUACGUAUUAAGGUGUCUUAUCUCGAGUAAUUGAUAUUCUUAUUAAGGAUAAGCGCUAUAUUUCUUAACGUUGAUAGGAGUACUAAGCGCACGAAGUCUAUGGUAGACGGAUAUAUCUAUUUACUUGAUAUCGCAUGGAAAAAAUUGAUCAAUACUACAGAAAAUUAUGUACGUAUAUUUACUAUCGAGCAUCUGAAACUUUAUGCGCCACGUAGCAAACGUUAACCGUAUGAGUGCCACGAAUUAUCGCAGAAGUUAAUCGGCGAGAGCCAAUCUUAUCCUUUUAUCAAUCUCUGUUUUACAAUUUACAAUAUUCAUUAUUAAUUUAGUUGCUUAUAAUUUAAAAUUAUUAUUGAAGUUUUUGUCUUGUAAUAUUUCUGUAUGACAGAUGCGAUGGCAUUUUCCGAUAUAGCAUGUGACCAGCGUAAUCACGUUGCGUGGCACUUAGAGGGUUAAAAAGCACAUUUUCGUGUUGAUAUUCAGCGUAGCGAAUCACUUGUUAUUUAAAAAUCGUUGCAGGAAUGUUGGUUCGUUGUAUAGGAUCGUAAACGAUGUUUUUUUUUUUUAUGGAGAAAACAUGUUCUUGCAUGCAGAAGAUAAUCAAUCAUUUGAUUACACUAUAAGCUUUGAAACGAUACAAUUGAAAUGUCUUCUGAAAUUUUAUAUGAAACUAAUGAACGUAGGAAAAGCGCAUACAGUUUUCGAGCGAUACAAAAGGCACAAUAAAAUGAAAAUUUAUAAGGAUAAGGAAACUUUAUCAAGAGAGAGUGCAAGAAAAUAAUGGUCUGGCCUUGAAUGUGAGAUGCUUUUAGAUAUAUCGAGCACAUUGUUUCUACACUAUUUUAAAUUCAUUUACAAAUUGUUUUAGAGUCGAGUGUAUUAAAAAGUUUCUAUUUUAUUGUAGAAUUUAUAAAAUAUUUCAUAUUCGAGACUAACCGAGACAAAAGGAAAACAACUUUUAGAAACUUCAACGUCUUUCACGUAGAACAUAUGAACAUAAAAAUGAGAUAACGAAGUUACGUAUUUUAUUAUAUUAUGAGAUAUAUAUUAAUAUCGAUGUACGAAUAGUCUUUGCACCAAGUGCAUGGAUUCAGUUAUCUUCUUCUUCUUUUUUAACGAAUAAAUUUUUAAAAAUAAUCUAUACACGACUUCUAUGGAGUCUUUAUGUACGAUAGGGGCCAAUUGCACGCACAGAAUGUGAGAUUUAAUCUCAACAAGAACGUCAAAUCUUAUAAGGAAUCGGUUCCUUUUUUAUAUAUUUUUUGCCAGCAUCGAUCAUUUUACAAUUUUUCUAAUUAACUUUUGAAAUAGUAGACAAAUUGGUUUAAUCAUUAAUUCGUGUAUAAAAUUGUAUAAAUUUUAUCAUGUAGAAAGGAACGAUUGAAUGUUUCCGUUAAUUAUUAAGGCAAAGAAAACAUUGUCGUGAAUAAUCGCAAAUGCGAAAAAUCUAUUUUUUUAAUAGUGUCUUAAUCGUUUUGACGAAGAAACAUUAUGUGCUAAGUUUUUAAUCACUUUAAUGAAAAGGCAAGUGAUUUUUGAUCCAUUAUAGGUACAUAACAAUUCUCAUGAAUCGAUCGACGUCUUUUGUUCGUAUUAUGUAGCUGAUCACUCUGUAAUAUCCUAUAUCAUUUUUCUAAUAUUUUAUUUUUCUUUUUUUUUUUACUGUUUACAGACCUGCCUUUUGUACGUCGUUAGAUCAAGAGAUACGGCAGUGACGAAGACGAUUCGUGAACUUACUGAUUACAAAUUUUUAUCGAAUCGAUACCAUGUUCCAAUGAUUGUGUUACAUUACCAAUUCUAGAAGAAUAUCGAAGGGAGGACGAGCUUGGGCAGUAGCUAUGGAAAAGAUAGUCAAAAAAAAACGAGAUUUUAAGCGAUAUAAUUUUAUUGAUUCUUAGGUAGUAUUAUUAAUUGCACAACGUAAUAACACGAAUACGUUGAUCUCUUACAAGGAUAUUUCCUACUUCUAAUCAACAUGCAUAUCUGAUGUUUCAUGUUUUCACGAGGAAAAUUUGAUGUCGUCGUAAAUUGUUCGAAAUCAUAAAAAAAACAUAUACAGACCUCGUGAAAGUCAAACACGACAUCGUCGGGCAGCUCGAAUAAUCGAAUAGUAAUACAAACGAGAAAGAAAAUAACUGUAUAUCAGUAAUAUAUGAUACACACCUACCUAAUUGAUAUUGUCUCGCGUGAGAAAAAAUUAAAAUGUUUGAUCGUCGAAUACUUCUUAACAACCACUUGCCUCUCUGUCAGACUGCCACUAGUAUAUUAAUUAAGGAAACAUGAACAGGGGAAUCGAAGAACCCGCCCUCGCCUUUCUUCGUCGUCCUGGAACUCCUACUCGUUCGUUUUACGUUAGCAUAAGAUCAAAAUAAAUGCAUCUAUGACGUGAAGAAAGAGACAGACCACUGAAAAACGCGUUUAAUUCGCCAAAGUAUAUUAAGUGUAGCAAUUGCCAAAGUUUUUCUUUUCUUUUUGUAAGUACAAGAACGUCGAGCCGACUGCGACUGUAGUAGUCGCGAUUCAGAUGCGCACGAAUUGUUAAAUUAUAAACGUUCUCGUUUUUCUUUUUCCCUUACAAAUUCGUAAUUGUUACCAUUGUUACCAUUGUGUUUCUUUACUUUUAUUCUAGAUAUGUUUAGUGUCUUGACCUGCCGAACAAUCGAGCGGUCCGACGAUUUUAUAAAUUUUUAAUUCUAUAGCUACUUAUAUAUUUUGUGUGCUAAUAGACGCAUGCACACAAAGGGAAGCAUCGACUAACGUAUAACUUCUACAAAUCAGAUAUUUUUUUACAUAUUAAAAAGACGUGAAAUUUUUUUGCGUGCGAUACAUUUGAUGACGGUUGUUGUCGUCGAUGUUCCCCUGGUGUGGAUGAGAUGUUUUACGAGAAUACGAGAUAAAAUCGCGAGCUUGAAAGAACGAGUGCGAGAGUAUAUAGGUGAGACGUCGAGUCGAUAAAUAUCGAGUGUGAGAUUGUAUGAUAAUUAUAAAUAAAUGUACACAUUAAGUCUAAUAAACAUGAUUCUGUCGCUUUUUAUUAA
This is a messenger RNA of Bombus pyrosoma, 7549 nucleotides long. It is a transcript of the gene Smox, whose product is annotated as mothers against decapentaplegic homolog 3. The coding region runs from base 2054 to 3295 and encodes 413 amino acids. Gene Ontology annotation, molecular function: DNA-binding transcription factor activity, RNA polymerase II-specific; I-SMAD binding; RNA polymerase II cis-regulatory region sequence-specific DNA binding. The record is from RefSeq and is a predicted model, not a curated record. The transcript has 6 exons. Gene Ontology annotation, cellular component: heteromeric SMAD protein complex. Gene Ontology annotation, biological process: BMP signaling pathway; SMAD protein signal transduction; transforming growth factor beta receptor signaling pathway. Lineage: Eukaryota; Metazoa; Arthropoda; Insecta; Hymenoptera; Apidae.